This is a messenger RNA of Laetiporus sulphureus 93-53, 1002 nucleotides long. Its product is annotated as Mov34-domain-containing protein. Gene Ontology annotation, cellular component: proteasome complex; proteasome regulatory particle. The transcript is spliced from 5 exons. The record is from RefSeq and is a predicted model, not a curated record. Bases 1 to 1002 code for a protein of 333 amino acids. Gene Ontology annotation, molecular function: metallopeptidase activity; protein binding. Gene Ontology annotation, biological process: proteasome-mediated ubiquitin-dependent protein catabolic process. NCBI's taxonomy places the organism in Eukaryota, Fungi, Basidiomycota, Agaricomycetes, Polyporales, Laetiporaceae.
AUGGUUGCAACAACAUCAGAACAGUUAGCGGCACUGUCCGGAACUACAGUUGUUGUCCACCCUCUCGUCCUCCUCUCUGUCACGGACCACCACGCCCGUUCAGUCGCCCGCAGUUCGAGCAAACGUGUGAUUGGCAUCCUACUAGGCCAAGACAACGGCAAGAGCAUCAACGUCGCGAAUUCCUUCGGCAUUCCCUUCGAGGAGGACGAGAAGGACAGCAAGACAUGGUUCCUCGACCAUAACUAUAUUGAGGGCAUGUGGGAGAUGUUCAAGAAGGUCAACGCGCGAGAACGGAUGAUCGGGUGGUACCACACAGGCCCGAAGCUCCGCGCAUCGGAUCAGGAGAUUAACGACCUUUUGAAGCGAUAUAUUGCGCGGCCCGUCAUGGUCAUUGUGGACGUACGACCACAAACAGUGGGCAUCCCGACAGAUGCGUAUUUCGCAGUGGAAGAGAUCAAGGACGAUGGCACAGAAACAAGGAAGACAUUCCUCCAUGUACCGUCGGCAAUUGAGGCAGAAGAGGCAGAGGAGAUCGGCGUCGAGCACCUUCUGCGCGACAUCAAAGACUCCACAACGACGACACUCGCAACACGCGUUUCCGAGCAGCUGGCUUCGUUGCGAGGGCUCCAAUCGCGUUUAACCGACAUCCAAAAAUACCUUUCGGAUGUCGCAGCAGGCAAGAUGCCAAUGAACCAUCAAAUUGUCUACCAUCUCCAAGACGCGCUCAACCUUCUCCCUAAUCUCAGUGACCCAGAGCUUACACAAAGCUUUGCGACAAGUACGAACGACGAACUAUUGGUCGUAUACCUGAGCAGUCUUCUGCGAGCAGUCAUCGCAUUGCAUGCUCUGGUCGACAAUAAAGCCUCCAUUGGGCGCGCGGAGCUGGAGGAAACCAAGGGUGUAGAGGAGAAGGACAAGAAAGAGAAGGUCGGUAAAGGAGAGGAUAAGGAGGAAAAGAAGGAUGAGAAGGCGGAAAAGGAGAAAGGAAAAGACUCGGGCUAG